Pieris napi is the source of this 1210-nucleotide messenger RNA. It is a transcript of the gene CPR55, whose product is annotated as activating signal cointegrator 1 complex subunit 2 homolog. The coding region runs from base 119 to 1015 and encodes 298 amino acids. Gene Ontology annotation, cellular component: chitin-based extracellular matrix. The transcript has 3 exons. Lineage: Eukaryota; Metazoa; Arthropoda; Insecta; Lepidoptera; Pieridae. The record is from RefSeq and is a predicted model, not a curated record. Gene Ontology annotation, molecular function: structural constituent of chitin-based larval cuticle.
AAAACAGCGACAUUAUAAAUACAAGUUACGGCCAGCCGCGCCUGAGUGUGUGAGUGGACGCCAUAGACAGCGCCGAGACCGGGAAAUUUUGACGUUUGCAUUCGGAAAAUCUGCCGCCAUGUUCGUUUUGAAGACACUACUAUUCGCUGCUGUAUGCGCCUGCGCGUCAUCACAACAAGGGCCAACCACGACUCCUGUUCCUAUCUUAAAGCAGAUAAACAGGCAGAAUGAUGAUGGCUCCUACAGCUUUGGUUAUGAAGCAGCAGAUGGGUCCUUCAAGAUUGAAACGAAGUACCCGAAUGGAGAUGUUGCAGGGAAAUAUGGAUAUGUGGAUGAAACCGGCAAAACUAGAGAAGUGUCAUAUGGAGCUAGCAGUCAGAGAGGAUUUGAACCAGAAGGCACGGGCAUAAUGGUUCCACCACCAACACUUAACGAUCCGUCAAGCCACAACGCCUUAACCGACGGCCAAGAAGACGAUGGCCAGUACCGUGAGGACCCCAAAAUAUACGAAGACCCCAAAUACAACGGCCGAACACAAAACCGACCAGCUUCCUUCAGGCAAUACCAGAAAUCAGUAGAGCAACCGCAACCGCAACCACAGACUUACCAACAGCAACAGACUUACCAACAGCAACAGUCAUACCAACAGCCACAGACAUACCAACAGCCACAGACUUACCAACAGCCACAGACUUACCAACAACAGCAGGACUUUCAACAGCCUCAGUACCAGCCACAGAAUUACCAAUCCAACUUCCAGUUCCAAUCUUCACCUCAACCUUCAAACCUCUUCUCCCAGCAAACGAAGCUUGACGUGCAGUCACCGCAAACCUUUCCACAAAGCCAGGUCUAUCACCAGCAGCCCCAAUUCUCCUACCAGGCAUACACCCCACAACCUUACCAGAACUACCAAAGCCAGAACUUACAGAACCAGAACUUCAACCCAUUCUCCGGACAUCCAGCUCAAAACUUUGACCCCAGUACUGGGUCAUACUCUAUUAACUUCACUGGUUAAGCUAUUAAUUACUAUGGAGAUUUAAGUCAAGACUUCUUUCGUUUAUAGUACAUAAAAUAUGUCAGCAGAUUUAUGUACUAAGAACAAUAAGUUGCUUCACUUAAAGUAGGAUAUAUCUGCGCUUUAAGAAAAUAAAAUCAUACAAUUAUACAUUGUUUAAUUGUAUGCUAAGCAAAAGAGACAAAUAAUGAAUAU